AUGGUCAAUAAGUUUUGUGUAGUUUGCGGUGAUAAAGCAACUGGUUAUAAUUUUAAUGCAUUAACGUGUGAGUCGUGUAAAGCAUUUUUCAGACGAAAUGCUCUAAAACAGAUCCCUCGAUGCAAAUUUCAAUCCAAUUGUGUCAUCGAUUUAGUUAUGAGACGGAUGUGCGCCGCCUGUCGACUGAAAAAAUGUAUGGAUUGUGGAAUGAAAAAAGAAUGGAUUUGGAACGACGAGGCAAAGGAAAGUCGGCGCAUGAAAAUCGAGUCCAACCGUAAUAAACGUACGUUUGAUGAGAUGCGCGACACAGACAUUGAGACACACCAGAGACCGGCCAAACAGCAAAUGGUUAUCGACCCGACCUAUCAGUACGAGUUGACCCGAUUCUCGGCGCUUAUCUACCAGAAAGCUGUCGAACUUGAGUUGUCGGUCAUACCCAUUGCCCGUCCGGUUAACGAUUUUACCCAAACCUAUAAUGAGUUGGAAUGCAAUCGUUUGAAUGAAUUGUUUAACGCAACCAAACUUAUUGAAAGUCAAUCGACAGCCGCCGCCAGUAAAACACUCACUAAAGAUGAUAUUAUCUAUGCGUUGGACUCAAAGUGUGUUCAGGAGAUUCGCAAUAUUAUACGACUGUCCAAAAUGUUAAUCGGAUUCAAUAGUAUCAACAAACAGGACCAGGAGAAGCUCAUCAAACGCGGAUGCAUUCAAAUAUAUACUAUGCGAUCGGUUACCUAUUAUGAUAAUAAUUUGGAAAGUUGGAAUAUUAAACUGGAUCAGCGCAACACUGUUAUGCUUAGACUCGAUGACGUCCGUAAUUCUCAUACAAUGUACUCACAAUUUAAAGACUAUUUAAAACGAUUUAAAUAUGAAUUGGACAACGAUUAUGGUAUACUUGAUCUUAUGACAGCUAUUGUUUUAUUUAAUCCGGAUUAUGAUGACCUCGUAGACAAAGAACUAAUUAAACAGGAACAAAAAAUUUAUAUGUAUUUAUUAAAACGUUAUUUGCAUCGCAAAUAUCAUACGACAUGUGAAGCAAACGGAAAAUUUUUGAAUUUGUUGAACACUUUAGUCGAUUUGCAAUACUUGGAGAAUAAGGUUCAACAAGACUUUCAAAUCAGACACACAAUGAUGCCAUCGAUGGCACCAAACAUUGGAAAUGACUCAAACAAACAGUGGGAUAACUGUCCCGAAAGACUGACAGUCAGUUGAUAAACAAAUAAAUCUUAAAUAUUAUAUAAUUUAAUAUUAAA
Oppia nitens is the source of this 1250-nucleotide messenger RNA. Its product is annotated as nuclear hormone receptor HR96-like. The record is from RefSeq and is a predicted model, not a curated record. Gene Ontology annotation, molecular function: nuclear receptor activity; RNA polymerase II cis-regulatory region sequence-specific DNA binding; zinc ion binding. Lineage: Eukaryota; Metazoa; Arthropoda; Arachnida; Sarcoptiformes; Oppiidae. The transcript has 7 exons. Gene Ontology annotation, biological process: cell differentiation; negative regulation of transcription by RNA polymerase II; positive regulation of transcription by RNA polymerase II. The coding region runs from base 1 to 1209 and encodes 402 amino acids.